UCUUUCUUUCUUUGAGGAAACGGAGCCACAAGCGUGUUACUCAUGAUAUCAAUCACUUGCUGGUGGGGUCAGUGCUCCCUCUCUGAGCACAUCCCACCGGAAAGUGAUUCAGGAGAAAUCAGUCACAUCACAAAAUGACAAAUAUGACCUACGGCUAAAUCUGACAAAAUGGUGAACAUGCCAUAACAGGGCAAGUUAAGCUAAGAUAAGCUAUAUAGUGAUAUAUUUGCCUCUUUUAAACUUUAAAAACUUAAUUCUCGUUAUAAAAUUACUUUUAUGAUAACGUUAUGGCUUUACUGCCUACAUAAGCAACCAAUAAAGCAUCCUAUGUGAAUGUCCCACUCACAAUGAAUGUAAUGUUUCAGGUCAAAUACAAGCUAAGCUCUACGUUUCCCUACACCUGCGUUUAUGACCAAUUCAGGAAAAUACAUGCCGCAACUGUUCGCCCAUGACUCACGGUCUAGUCAUUUCACCCCCCAUAUGCCCAUGAGCUCCUACAUCUCCCAUCAUGCCUUGAGACACAACACUACUGUAGAAAUGCAUCAGUGGUGUGCUGCUGUGCUCAGACUGGCUGGUGAUCGAUCACAGUUGUAAGGGACAGAAGGAACAGAAAACAGGGAGUAAGACGAGUGAAAGAAAGACAGGGAAACGCAGAGACUGCAGGGAGAAAGAAGUAAGCAAUUCACUGGAGGCUGUGACAAGGACAAAAACAUCUGCAUUCUCUUCUGACGCUGAGCCAGGAUUCUUUGUGGCAGCCGGAUGAGGGUCUCCAAGCUCCGAUGAAUUCUGUGAUCGGCGCUCUCCAGGAGCUCAAACUCUUGCAGGUCCAGACCGCACUGGAGGAGCUGGAGUUAUCCAGCAAAACUAACCAGGCCUCUUCAUACACUCACGCAAUGUUUGAUCAGAUAAACUACAGUUCAAAAAUAACCCACCUGAACCAAACACGAAAUCCAGAAGAAAUCCUUUCACAAGAAUGUUUCAAGACUGAGCUUACCAUGGAACCGUCUUCGUUCCUCACUAGUUCUCCAGCAGACAACCGCCAUAUUUCCAGGAUACACCAACCCAGGAGGGUUUACGGAGGAAGUCUAAGUACUUCUUCCUCUUUUUCCUCUCAGGAAGACACAGCCACCAACAAUUUCUCUUCGUAUGACAUUGAAGACUCCAGUGAUUGGACAGCUGCUUUGAUGAACCACAGUAGAAACAGACAGCCAUUGGUACUGGGCGACAAUGUGUUUGCCGAUUUGGUCGGGAACUGGCUAGACCUGCCUGACGUUGGAGGCCAGACGGCUGGUGUGGAGCAGAACGACUCGAGUCUUAAAGAUUCACUUUCAGAGUCAUCAUCUAGCAGUCACUCUCAAGACCUCUCCAGGAAACUCUCACUAACAGCUAGCAUCUUCAAAAGGGUCCUACGCCGCGUUCAGCCACGGCACCACCAGGAAAGCGAGGCAAUGGAUGUCUGUAAACAACCAAAGAUCACAUGCAGAAAGCCAAAAUCGGAAGCCCGCAAGCCAUUCUGGGUGAGAACAAGAGGAAUGAAGAAGAAAACCACACCCACCCAACAACAGGGCGUGGCUUAUCAGGGCUCAGAGGGUUUGAAAGAAAGAGGAUGGGUGGAGAUUGUAGAGAAGCAUCCAUCUGUGUUUGAUUACAGCUCAGCUGUGUGGGUCUGAUAUAAUUCUACAUGGAAGACGCCGAUGCGCACCUGGUCAGCUCCUCGUUAUUGCAACAUCUCACAUUCCAGUCGAAAACAUAAUAGUGGUCUAAACAAAAUUAUUAUAUCGUGAACUAUAAAUACAACCUGAUUUCAGAACAAUAAAAACAUUAAUUUCUAUCACUUCAUCAUGGUAUCACAGCUAAAUGUGAAGUGAACCGUAAAAGUUAAGCGAUAAACACCAUUCACUACAUAUUGCGAUGUUGAGGUAGUAUUGUCCUGUUGAGGAGUAGCACUGCAGAAGCUAUUGAUUCCAAAGAUAUGUUAGCUAAACAUUUCUGGAAUGCAUUUGUAUGUUUUUGUUGUUUUGGGGUUUUUUUGUGAGCAUGGCAAAGCGAGGAAAACAGGAAAAUAUUAAUAUUAAUUCAGUCACAUUACGUUGCCCUGCUGUUUCUGUGCGGUCCCUUGAGAGCCUAAUGCCGUUUCUGCUGAUGUUUGUAUCCAUCUGUUUAGGUUUAGGCCUAACUGUCAAUCAUUCUAUGAAAAAAUCCUGACUGCUGCUUUUUCACAAAUGUCUUACUCAUGUCUUAGCUUUGUAAGCAUAAACCUGCUUUCUACUGAUCAGAAAAACUAUGCAAUGAUGCUAUACUGCUAUGCAAACAAAUGAAAACUGAGCAAAUGCAAAUGCCUGCCUUUUUUUAAUCAGUGUCUUAUUUGUAAUAGAUAUAAAUAUAUGCCUUUGGGCUUGGGAUACAUACUUGGGAUACUUACAAAAAAAAAAAAUCCUAUAAAACUACAUUUUAAAAGGGAACAGGAUAUUCCAUUAAAGUCUAAUGCAUCAGAAAUAUCUGCUUUUGUCAUACCUAGUAAUUAAUAUUUAUUAAUUUAACUUUUUUGCUUUUAAAUGCAGCAUAUAAUCUAGUGGGCAUCAAUCACAAAUCACCCGUUUGUUGCAUUCCAUAUCUGCAAAGAGCCUUAUAGAAAAAUGUAAGAAUAUAAGUGGAGUUAUUCAUAUGGCUUUGUGCUAUAUUUGAAAGUACAUAAAGUGAACCACAGCUAAAAAACAUUUCUCUAUAAAUGGUCUACGUUGGUGAUGAAUGGUCAUGUAGAAAUGCGCAAAACACUGCAUCAAUAUGAAAUACAUUUAUUUAAAUCUAUGUCCAAAAAAAAAAAAAAAAAAAAAAAAAACUAAGCACACAUUACUUUAAAAAUAAAUCAAAAGCCAGCCAGACACUUUGUUUGAAAUGCUCAGCAAAACCAGAGCAGAACAAUGAAAACCAAAGUAAAAUAUUU
Molecule: messenger RNA, 2944 nt
Organism: Puntigrus tetrazona (Sumatra barb)
Lineage: Eukaryota; Metazoa; Chordata; Actinopteri; Cypriniformes; Cyprinidae
Gene: inka2
Product: inka box actin regulator 2
Exons: 3
Coding region: 780-1670 (296 amino acids)
Cellular component (GO): nucleus
Molecular function (GO): protein kinase binding; protein serine/threonine kinase inhibitor activity
Source: RefSeq, a predicted model, not a curated record